AUGAAAAAUUAUACAGCAAUAACAACAUUCAUCUUGGUGGGAUUAACAAAUGACCCACAUCUACAGAUUCUGCUUUUUAUUUUUCUAUUUCUAACCUACUUGUUGAGUGUUGUAGGGAAUCUGACCAUUAUCAGCCUCACGUUGGUGGAUUCCCACCUUAAAACACCCAUGUAUUUUUUCCUCCAGAAUUUCUCCAUCUUGGAAGUGUUCUUUACCACUGUCUGCAUUCCUAGAUUCCUCUACACAAUGGCAUCUGGGGACAAUACCGUUACCUACGAUGCAUGUGCCACUCAAUUAUUUUUUGUUGUCAUAUUGGGUGUGACUGAAUUUUUCCUCCUCACAGCCAUGUCCUAUGACCGCUAUGUGGCCAUCUGCAAACCCCUGCAUUACAUGACCAUCAUGAACAACAGGGUCUGCAUCAAGUUCCUUAUUGGAUGUUAUAUGUUAGCUCUGCUCAUCGUCCUCCCACCCUAUAUCAUGGGCUUCAAGCUCGAGUUUUGUGACUCCAAUGUCAUAGAUCACUUUGGCUGUGAUGCUGCUCCCAUCCUGAAGAUUACCUGCUCAGACACAGAGUUUAUCGAGCGAUUUGUCUUGGUCCUGGCUGUGUUGACACUCAUUUUCACCUUGGUGUGUGUAGUUCUGUCCUACACAUACAUCAUUAGGACCAUUCUCAGAUUUCCUUCUGUCCAGCAAAGGAAAAAGGCUUUUUCUACUUGUUCUUCCCAUAUAAUUGUGGUUUCUAUUACUUAUGGAAGCUGCAUCUUUAUCUAUAUCAAACCUCAUGCAAAAGAAGGGGUUGCUAUUAAUAAGGUGGUGUCAGUGCUUACCACUUCAGUUGCCCCAGUGAUGAAUCCCUUUAUUUAUACUCUGAGGAACAAGCAAGUGGUACAAGCUUUCAAAGACAUGAUCAAAAGAGUUGCAUCUAUCUCAAAGAAUUAA
Messenger RNA from Canis lupus familiaris (dog), 939 nucleotides. It is a transcript of the gene OR6C85, whose product is annotated as olfactory receptor family 6 subfamily C member 85. The record is from RefSeq and is marked inferred. NCBI's taxonomy places the organism in Eukaryota, Metazoa, Chordata, Mammalia, Carnivora, Canidae. Gene Ontology annotation, molecular function: G protein-coupled receptor activity; olfactory receptor activity. Gene Ontology annotation, cellular component: membrane. Gene Ontology annotation, biological process: G protein-coupled receptor signaling pathway.